AUGACAGUGCGGCCGUGUCAGCGCAGCUCCGAGCCUGCACUCAGACUCCUUCCGCUGCGGGGGGUGGGACUACGCGUGGAGUCACAGAAAAGGAACGGGAGAAGAGACGAGCCGACCGCCGCAGCUGUUUUUACACCCAGGUCUGAAGAGUGGACUCUGCUAGAGAGGAGACCUCAGAGAGACGAAGAGCCCUGCCAUGCCCGGUUCUCCUGUGGAUGCUAA
Molecule: messenger RNA, 222 nt
Organism: Knipowitschia caucasica
Lineage: Eukaryota; Metazoa; Chordata; Actinopteri; Gobiiformes; Gobiidae
Source: the annotation of a GenBank genome assembly